Cynoglossus semilaevis (tongue sole) is the source of this 10803-nucleotide messenger RNA. It is a transcript of the gene tnrc18, whose product is annotated as trinucleotide repeat containing 18. The transcript is spliced from 31 exons. Lineage: Eukaryota; Metazoa; Chordata; Actinopteri; Pleuronectiformes; Cynoglossidae. The record is from RefSeq and is a predicted model, not a curated record. Gene Ontology annotation, molecular function: chromatin binding.
ACUCCUUCUUGAAGGAAGAGGGGACCUUGAAACGGCCCAACCUCCUUGCUCCAUAAUUGGUUUUAUAGCUCUGGCGAACAGCCAGUGUUUUUUUUUGUUUAACCACAGGGGACUUUUAACUGACACUCCCUACAGCCAAUCAGAGCCUAGCUAAUGGGCGGGUCUAUGACUGGGUGGUAUUGAGAGCGAGGGGCGUGGCUUACACAACAAUGCUGGGUUUCAUUGCUGAAGAGUUUACGGACGCUGUGGUUGGGGGGCUUUUCUGUCUCUCCCCAACUUCUCCCCCACUUUACCUUCGGACCAGCUUGUAAUGGACUACUCCACUACUUCCAGCAGAAACCCGGACGCAUUCUGAAGUCUUUACUUUUUUUUUGUUUGGUUUUUUUUCCAAUUCAAGUCAGCAGGAUGGCUGAGAAGGAGCCCGACUCGCCGGAGAAACUAAAGACAUUAUAGCCGGGAUUGUAGGAAUAUAGGGGGCUUGUCCGAACGGACGAUUUCUUUUAACAACUUUCCCCUCCGUGGAUAAUGGAUGGCAGAGAUUUCGGACCUCCCAGAUCCGUCCACGUACCACCUCCGCUGCUGGCGGGGAUCGCUAUGGAGUCUCACCGACUCGGAGCAGCAGCGGCAGCCGGGAGGAUCCCUCCCCCUCCCGGUCACUUGGGCGCUAGUCAUCCGCCGCCUCUCCACUCUGGAAAAUUCCUGCCAUCGGCCAUUAACCUACAUCCACACCACAGUGACACCUUCACAUCAGGCUCCAGUCCCUUCCUGUCAGGUUAUCAAGGCCCUUCCCCCUUGACCUCUGACCCCACGUACAGAUCAAGCAAUCCCAGCAGCCUGCAGAUGGCUCAGCUCUGGGCAUCACAUGCCCAUGAAGGUUACCCUCCGCUGCCCAGCAGCCUGUACUCCAGCCCUUAUAUGUCACUGGGACACCUUGAUCCCCCCUCGCUCUCUCAGCACCCGCUCUAUGAUUCACACAAAGAGGCGUUUUACCUGCCGGCCUCCCUCAGCCAGUCCUCUGUCCACCCGACUGCCCCCUCCAGCUCUACACCCCCUCAGAGGAUGAAUCGGGAUUGCGGAAGAGACCGUCUCUACCAAAGGGAAAGGGAGAAGGAAAAGGAGCGGGAAAGAUUGAGAGAGGAGCAGCGACCGCACAGUGUGGUGGACCUGACGCAAGAAGGGAGGAGCGAGGAAGACCGCAGGGCGAGGAGUGGAGACCGGGACAGAGAAAGGGACAAGGAGAGGGAACGAGACUCGGACAGAGACAGGGACAUUUUGUCUUUUCAUCCUCACCUUCACCAGCAGAAAUCACACUCUCACUCCUCCUCUAUGGUGGAGCACCGGUCCAGGCCGUCUCCUCCACAGCCCUCUAUUGCUCCAGGUGGAGGCUUAAGCAGGCUCCACCUACCAGAGACUGACAGGGCGGGGCGGGAGGAGGACGGCAGCUCCCGACCUCAUCACAAUCAUAACUCAAAUCAUAACUCGAACUCUCAAUCUGACAGACUGAGGAAGAGUGACUCUGCCGCUGCAUCAGUCGGGGGUCUCCAUUUGUCCUACGGCCUGCCCCGCGGGCUGCAGCCGUCCGUUCUGCCCCACCCUUGCACACCCAGAGAUUCUUUCAGAGAGCAGAGAGUCAGUGCCCCGACGUAUGUGCCUUCUGUGGAGGUUUAUGACGAGCAGGUCGGGCCCAUCCAGAUCGCCUCUCAGGCCCGUGACAAAUACAGAGAACGGGAACGAGAGCGCGAACGGGAGAGGGAACGAGAACGCGAACGUGAACGGGAGAGCGACAGGGUGAGAGAGAGCUUUAGGUUUCCCGAGAGGAGCCUCCCAGAUCACCCUCGACUCUCCCAAACCGGCGAUUUGAGCAAUCAGAGAGAAGAAGGUUCUGUCAUUUGUUCCAAUGGUUCCGUUGGAAGACGAAGUCAGGACGUGUCUUACUGUUCCAGUCAAUCAAGGUUCAGCCCAGAAAGUAGGGACAUCUCGAAACACUCAAUGAGAUUGAGCGUCGAGCGGGCAGGGGUGGAGCCUAAGUGGAAUAACAUCAGUCCGUUGGCUAACUAUGCUACUAGUCACAUGGCUGCGCUGGCAGCACAGCACGGACACACACUUCCCUCACCCCACAGCCAACCCACACAAACACAGAUGUCCCACUCCCCUCAGACAACUCACCGGUCCGUUGCAAAUGCACACUCCCACAACCAUUCUCCACAGACGCACACGGGGUCUGGGCCCGGCGAGGAGGGGAGUCAACGACGCUACCUAGACCCGACGGCUCUCUACCGACCCGGAUCACUGGUGGGAGGUUCAAGCGGUGGGGACGGAGGCGGGGGCUCUGAGCCCCCGGAGGUGUCAGCCAUGCAGAGUCUAAUCAAAUACAGUGGGAACUUUGCCGCUGAAGGCCCUGGGUCGUCCAGACACGCCACAGAUGGGAGAGUGCCCUUCGGCGGCCUGGGUAGCAUCGUCAUGGACGCUGAAAGAGAAAAGGAGCGAGAGCGGGAGAGGGAGAGAGACAGAGACAGAGAGAGGCUGGCGGUCGGCUUGAGUGGCCCGGGGUCAUUAAGGGUACCUCCUGCGCUCAAGAGAGAACAGGAGCGGCCGGACAGCGCCCGUUCCUUUGGCCGUGAGGGCGAGGGCGAAGUGCGCCACCCUCCGGUUGGCAUUGCUGUAGCGGUGGCGCGGCAGAGGGACAGUGGGAGCUCCGGCAAAACAACAAGUGGGCCUCCAGAGACACAGCGACCCCUACUGCAAACGGCUAUUAAAGAUGAGGAGCGUGUGGAGGAGCGAGCUCAUCAUCGUGACGACAGAUUGUUAGCCAGUCGACUGGAACGAGAACAGGAGAAAGUCCUCCGAGAGCCCAAAGAGCUGGCGGAUUAUACCCAGAUGCACCCUGCUCCUUUGUCUGGUGGCCUGACACCCAGUAUGAUGACACCCAGUCUCAUGACCCCCAACCUUAUGGUGACGGGGUCAGGGCGAUGGCCUCCAGACCCAUCAACUCUGACCUCUCACCCCUGGAUGCCCCGGCCUGGUGCUCCCCCAGUCUGGCUGUCCAGCUCACCAUACAGUCUGGGACCGUCCUCACUCCAUCAGACUCUCCCUCCAGGCUACCCACCCUCUCUUCCAGGCUCCUUACCCCCAUCAUACCAGUUUGCCAGGGACCCACAGUCUGGACAGCUCAUAGUCAUCCCUACUGAACACCUGCCACACUACGGCGGCGACGUGCUGGAGCGCGGGCCCCCAGUGUGGUCGAGUGUGUACGGUACAAGCAGCUCAUUGCAACACGCGGCCCAACUCCAGCUCCUCUCUCAGCACCAGAUGCUUCGGCAGCAGGAGCUGCUCAUGAUCCAGCAGCACGCGGCACAAGUACUGGAGUUACAAAGGAACGCACAGCUCGUCGAGCGCUUAAAGGCCAGUGAGCAUCGAUCAGAAAUGGAAGACAAAGCAGACAAGCGGAAUACGGAGCCCAAACCCAGACCCUCCUCCAUAUCUUCUCCAUCACCCUCCCCUGUGCUGCAUCCUCGCAAGCCACCUCCUCACUCUCGUUCACCCACCCCGUCCACGUCUUCCCGUACCCUGCUGCCUCCACUCCCCUCAGCUGUGACCACCCUCAAGUCUGAGGAGGGGGGACAGAGAGUUCUGGUACCCUCGCCGGUGCCCUUGCCUCACCCGCCUUCCCCUCGCUCAGCAUCUCCACCCCCGUUGUCGCCACGGCAGCCUAAACAGGAGACAGCAGAGGAGGAGGAGGAGAUGGGCCGGAGGGAGCAGAGGGAGAGACGGAAGUUGGGCUCUACUCCUUUUCAGGGAAUUUUCUCAGAUGUUCCUCAGGGCUACCCAUACCAGUCUCUCGCUCCCCAGUUUGGCUCAUCUUUCCCACCAUACCACAUCCCCACAGCCACGACAGCAAACGCUGACCUGGCCCUGCACCACCGCUCCUCACCCUCGGCCGUGCCCGAGCCCUCGGCACAUCUCCAUUCUAGGCUUAUUGAAAGAGACGUCAAGGCACAGAAACCAGAACCAUCAAAAACAGGGUGUUUUCUCAAACAAGAACCUGACGUGGAGCGGUCUCCGCCGAACAUCCGUCAGGAGCCUCGGCCGCCCCUUUGUCAGAGCUGCAGCCCUAUAGGAGCCACCCAGGACAGGCACAUAGACGAGGAAGCUCCCAAGCCUCAGCCACUACCUCUGUACGUCCCCAGCCUUUUACCACAUCAAGACGAAAAACUGGAAGACGUCAAAGAGGACGAGAAGGAAGCAGGCCAAAUAAAAAUGGAAGUGUUAUCGUACUCGUGUCAGGCAGCGUUUCCUUUACCUCCUCCACUCACAGAAGCCGAGGCCAAACCACAGGACAUCAAGGAGGCCGAGCGGACGCCGUAUUCCCCGUGCAUCACUGCAGAGCCACACUGCCAGGAGUCUGACCGGAGUCACAGUGACCUACUAGAGCGGACCGCCAGUUCUGUGUGCGAACAGGAACGUCACCAUGACACUCCACGCGACUCGCACACUCCCAGUCAGAAAGAAAUCAGUGCAGAGACUCAGGUUUCUCCCGCUGUCAUGUCCAACUCCCCACUCCCGCUGGUCACUCACGCUGAGGAUCCGAUGAUGGGGUUGUUCACCCUGUUGACCGCUUGCGAGAUGGCCAACCAGAGCCGUUCCGAAACGCCACCUGCUCCUAUACUCCUACCUCAGGUAGAAAUCCUUGCUGCCGGUGCAGAUUGUAGCAGUGCAGGGAGUCUGGAGAUGGUGGCGCUGGAGGGCAUGGCCCUGCUCGCCCAAAUGACCCCCAGAGACGUGGAGCAAAUCAGCCUGGAGCAAGAUUCAGAAAUUGGGAGUCUGGACUGUCUUCUCGAAGCAAGCAAAACAAUCCUGUUAGAGGCGAUAAAGGAACAGUCCCACAUUAAUCUUCCCAGAACACUGGAUCCCAAUAAGAAGUACAGCUGGAGGCAGAGGAAGGAAGAGCCGCUGUAUGGUAAAAUGUCUGACAUUUUGGAUGCAGUGGAGGUGGAGUACCGUGUCCAACUGGCGGAGAUACAGAAGACGUAUAAAGAGAGACAGCGGGAGCUGAGCAAGUUGCAGAGACGCAGAGACAAGCACGAGCGACAUCAGCAAGAGGAUGAGAGGCGGAGUCUCACCAGACGGGGCAGAGGGCGACCGAGGAAGAGAAAACAAUUGACCACGCCCACUAAAGUGGAGAGCCGACCUGGAAAGUUGUUGAGUAAGAGAGUGCAAUACUCUGAUGACUCUGAAAAUGGGGAAGGACAGAGAAAGAGGUUCCGUUUGUCCAGGGAAGAGGAAGCGACGGAAACAGGAAGUGGAGGAGUGAUGCAGAAGAAGAAGAAAAAGAAGAAGAAGAGCUGGAUCGACCAAGAGCUGUCCAGCAGUCACCCUCUGGAGGCGCUGAAGGCGAAGCGCAGCCACAUGUGUGAGCAGGAGCAGCUGGCGUCGGAUCUGGACAGAGCUCUGUCACUGUCUCAGCUGAGCUCCCUGGGCGUGUCCUGCAAACUGACCUCUAACCCGAAGUCAGAAAAGUCAAAGGUCAAGACAGCGGAAAGUCGGAAUAAGGAGCGAGCCGUUCAUUCUUCUUCUGUCAAAGGGGGGAAACACAAGACGGCAGCCAAGGCGGCCGUUUCAGAGACUGUCCCGAAAGUGAAAGGUCAGAAGAAGACAUCUUUGUUCUCACCUGUGAGGUCAGAGUUCAGCAGCUGCUCCAACAACUCAGACUCAGAGGAGCACAGUUCGGAUCGAAGGGGCUGGCCCCCUCUCUCAGGGACACAUUCCCACGGUAACCCGACCAGAAAGCGGCGCUCCGCAUCGUCGCCGACGUCCCUGCUGUCCAGUCAGAGGUCUCAGAAGAAGAAACACAAGCACUUAUCUCUGCUGCUGCAGGAGGCAGACCUCAGCUCCUCUGACGACUCCUUCGACCAAGAAACUUCAGAUGAUGACGACGAAGAAGAUUCUGAGUCUGACGAUGGCGGCUGCGAGGAGAGCGGGUUGGGUAUGCUGGCCAGGUUCGCAGCGAGCGCGAUCCCUGUCAGCUCCGCCCCACUGACCCUCCUCCACGACGGCAAACACCGCAGCAGGCCAAACACUCUGGGUUCAUCUGAAUGUGAGUGGUCAGACUCUGGCUCAGACCUGCGGCUGAGGAAGUUCCCCUCUCUGCUCCAUGGUAAACGCUCUGCCCCAGAGCUCCCCCUCCUCCCGCCAGUGUCCCGGCGAAGCGAGCAGACCAGCCCCAACAAACGAGAAGAAGCACUUGUAGCCAAACGCAAGCCUCUGCCCAAGCCACGCCCCUCGCCUCGUUCUCCCCGACGGUUCAGCUUUGACCUGAGCAGCUCCGGGUUCGGGGGCUUCAGCGAGGACGAAUCGUGGAAUCGACGGCGCAGCGAGAGGAUUUUCCUGCACGAUGCCUCCACCUCAGCCAAUCAGAUUUCAGUCUCGUCCUCUGGUUCAACCAAUCAGAACUCGUCCCCUUCCUCUUCCUCUUCUUCCUCCUCCUCUUCUUCCUCCAGCCCAGCAGCACCGCUCACCCAAAAACCAACCCCUAGACCCAAACCCAGUCAGCCCAGCAAAGAGGGGAAAGAUUUGGUGAAGAAAAAGAAGCUGAAGGACUCUCCUCCUCCUCCUCUGCCCGUGAGCCCGUCCAACAACUGCAGUCCAAUCACGGAGAGCCCUGGGCCACUGAGCCUCAGCCCUGCGCGCAAGAGCCAACCAAAAGCCAAGGCCAGGUCCAGAGAGACUUCCAGGGGAGCAGUCAGCCGCCUGAUGGAAAGCAUGGCAGCAGAUGAAGACUUUGAGCCCAACCAGGACAGCAGCUUCAGUGAGGACGAGCUGGUGCCUCCGCGCAGCCUCAGUGUUCCGGAGAGAUCGUCUUCACCAGCUCCGGUGCAGUGUGUGUUGGACAAAGACUCUCUGGUGGAUGGACUUCGAGUUCUGAUCCCAAUGGAUGACCAGCUCCUGUACGCUGGACACGUGAACACCGUGCACUCCCCUGACAUAUAUAGUGUGGUGGUGGAGGGAGAGCGAGGGAACCGACCACACAUCUACUGUCUGGAGCAACUGCUGCAGGAAGCUGUAAGUGAAAACCUGAGGCCUGAACCUGAGCUGCUCUCAACAGUUAGAUUUAAACUUAAAAGAAAACAGAAAUACCGCUGCCUUUCCCCCGCCACUGUAGUCAACGGAAGUCCAGAUAUUGAUGAAAAUGACGAUCUGAUCACGGUGGAGUUUGAUGACGGCGACACCGGUCGAAUCCCUCUCUCUCACAUCAGACUGCUGCCUCCAGACUACAAGAUCCACUGCGCUGAACCGUCUCCUGCCCUGCUGGUGGCGAGCUGUUCCAGGAGGAGGGUCCGCAAGUGCAGCAAAGAAGCGGGAACAAAGACGGAGGAGACGACGCCGAAGAUUAAAGGGAAACCUGGUCGAAAGCCCAAACCCAAACCUGAGGCUUCCUUGAACCCAGAUAGCCGAGAGAAAUCUGAUCCUCCGCCUUCCUCCACCCAGUUGGCAGAGAGACCCCAGGCUCCGGCUAAGCCCACCCUGGACAGGAGCUCCUCUGUUCAGAAAGUGAGUCAGGAGAAGCCGCGUCCCGCAUCCAGGCCAACAAUAGGAGCGCAGUCAAAACCAGGCCGUAAAAGCUCCAACACAUCCCCCACGAGAAGCCCUUCUCUACACAACCCGCUGCCCAGGAAGAACAGCUCGGGCCAGUCGUCCGUGUCUAAAGCUGCCCGCGCUCUUCCCCCCUCCCUCUAUCCGUCUACUUAUGGAAAAGUCCUGACUGUGGACCUGUACAGUGAACCAAACCUCAGCUCCUACAACAACCAGCGCAGGGAGAGCGGCAGUAGCAUCAGUCCCACCACCAGUAGACCCAUCUCCAGACCCAUGUCGACAUCUAAUAUACCCAGGGGCAGCACUUCCUCCACCCCCAGACCCUCGUCCACCUCCACACCCAAAAUCAAAUCCUCCUCAGACCAUCACAGCAGCUCCAGACCCGGCCUCGGCUCAGGACUCUUGCCCAGUCCCAUUUCCCGGCCUUUAACAAGUAAAUCCAGCUCUUCUUUGGGCCCUCGACCAUCGCCCUCAUCAUCUGGGCCCAGGCCGCAGCUCAAGAUGCCGUCGGACCAGCUGAGCUCCGGCUGCAGACCCAAACCCAGCCCAGGCCAGAGUGACGGGGGCUCGUCAGUCAGGCGGAAGUCCCUGUCCGCAGAGCCCCUGGUGAAGCUGGACCAUGAGGGGGUCACCUCUCCAAAGACAAAGAAGACCAAGGCUCUGAUGCUGUUAGAGGGACGAGGCAUCAGGCGAGACCCCACCCCCAUCACCACCACCUCGGCCAAUCAAAAACUGAUGAAAGAAAAGCUGAGAGCUCCGGAGAGGGACAGUAACCUGUCUGAAAAAGACUCCAACUACAAGUCAGCCGUGCUGUCCAAGGAGAAGACAGACGGGCGUGGGAGUGUUGGAAGAGGACAGGAGAUGGACGGCAGAGAGGAGACGGUCAAGAAGGAGGAACGAAGCGACGUGGAGAAAAGGAAGGAACGUACGGUGAAGGAAGAGUCGCAGAGCAGCAGUAGCUCAGAGUCGGAGGAGGAAAGUGAGAAAGGAAAGAUGAAGAAAAAGAAGAAAUGCUCCUCAAGCUGCACUUCCUCCUCUUCAUCCUGCUCCGGUUCCUCUUCAUCCUCCUCCUCGUCUUCAUCUUCAUCCUCAUCUUCGUCCACUGACGACUCCUCGUGCAGCUCAGAUGAAGAGAGGACUCCCACUCCUCCCCUGCCUGCCUCCCCACCCGCGGCUCAGACCAAGGUGAAAGAGGAGUCCAAGGAGGAAGAUGAUGUGAAAAAGGAGGUGGAGUUAAAGGUGGAGGAGGAGGAAGAGGAGCUGUCACCUCCCUCACACUCUCCAUCACAUUCUCCCUCGCAGUCUCCCUCACACUCUCCCUCUCAGUCUCCCUCUCAGUCUCCCUCUUGAAUCGCCUCUCCCACCCCGGCUGCUUCUCCCACUAAACCUACUAAACCCACCACUGGGAAAGGCUCUGGUCAACGAGGACGUCCCCCGAAGCCCAAGCCCACUGGAGGAGAAGGAAAAGUGGGGAGGCCAAAGAGGAGAGAGGGGGUGCACCUCCCCACCACCAAGGAGCUGGCUAAACGUCAGAGGCUCCCCAGUGUGGAGAACAGGCCCAAAAUCUCUGCCUUUCUUCCAGCCAGGCAGCUUUGGAAGUGGUUUGGGAAACCAACCCAGAGACGUGGUAUGAAGGGCAAGGCUAAGAAGCUCUUCUACAAGGCCAUCGUUCGAGGCCGAGAGAUGAUCCGCAUCGGCGACUGUGCCGUGUUCCUGUCCGCCGGCCGACCCAACCUGCCCUUCAUCGGACGCAUCCAGAGCAUGUGGGAGUCCUGGGGCAGCAACAUGGUGGUCCGAGUCAACUGGUUCUACCACCCAGAGGAGACCAACCCAGGCAAAAAACUCACCGACAAGAAGAACUGGGAUCAGAUGUGUGGUCAGUCUUUACCAGCAGCUCUGCACUCUUCUAUCCAGAGGAAAGACUUCAUGGAGCGCGCCCUGUACCAGUCGUCUCACAGCGAUGAGAACGACGUGCAGACCGUCAGCCACAAGUGCCUGGUGGUCAGCGUGGAGGAGUACGAGCAGAUGACGCACACGCGUCGUUACGCCGACAGCGAAGACCUCUACUACCUGGCCGGCACCUACGAGCCCACCACGGGCAUGAUCUUCAACACGGAUGGCGUCCCGGUCAUAUGUUAACAACGAAGGUUGUGAUGUGACUCCGUACCUCUGGACCUCAGUCGGUGAUCGAGGGUCGAACGAGGUCGACCGCUGCGGCUCCCGGCCGUUACAGCUACUACACAGACGGGAGACACUACAGACAGCACUGACAGUCGUGUUCCUUCUCUGACAUUUGCACACAGACUCCAUCGAACACACACUGUUUCACAGGACACACACACACACACACCUGCUUCAUUCUUCUUAUAAAUGUAAAUAAACGCUGCAUCAACGCCCACAUAUUUACAGUCACACAGACACACAUGUAAAUAUUCACUAACACACACACACACACACACACACAGUAUGAUGAGGCAAAUCUGAGUGUUUUAUAUUCCUGUAAUAGAUUUAAGUCAGAGGACUUUUUACUAAACAGAGGUAAACAGUGGAGAAGCUUUAAUGAACUGUGAAUGAAGAGACAGGACAGACGAGCUGUGUCUGUCCAUCUGUCCCCUCUGCCCCCCCCGACCCCCGACCCCAUGUCUCACCCCAGCUCUGUGCGGACAGACGGACAGACAGACAGACAGACAGACACGUGUCGGUGAUGUGGUGUUGUGAUUCUGACGUUGCUGUGAUGUUUCAGUCAUGUUACACUUGUACAGAUGUAUCUAUAGAACAGCAGGAGCGACACACGGAUGCAAAAAGAGAAAAAAUGAGAUGCACAGAAAGAGAGAGAAAGAGAGGUAGAGACUCCCUCCAUUACUGUUAAGAAGAGCACUUAAAAAAAAAAACUUCAGAGUGAGUCCUCCUGACAAAUGCUUCUCUAAUCCCACGUGACAAUCCUACGUCGGGCAGGAAAACUGUCCGUUUGAGGCUAGAAUUUUCGACUCCCUCAGACUCAGGCUGAAAAGAGAGAGAGAGAAAGAGAGGAAGGAACCGCGUGCCGUCAACGACACUUUUCAUUUCAGUGUUUGAUUUCGUUACCUUACAGGGGAAAAAUCCACCCAGUGAAUCAAACCCCCGCGUCUGGUCAAAGAUUUCUGCUUAGUUUGUUGUUUUGCCCAUUUUGCACUGAGGUUGAAGACGUGCUGCCUGUCGGCCAUUUCUCCUCAU